Tarenaya hassleriana is the source of this 1860-nucleotide messenger RNA. RefSeq names its product sugar transporter ERD6-like 2. Lineage: Eukaryota; Viridiplantae; Streptophyta; Magnoliopsida; Brassicales; Cleomaceae. The transcript has 18 exons. Gene Ontology annotation, cellular component: membrane. Gene Ontology annotation, biological process: carbohydrate transport; transmembrane transport. The coding region runs from base 24 to 1649 and encodes 541 amino acids. The record is from RefSeq and is a predicted model, not a curated record. Gene Ontology annotation, molecular function: sugar transmembrane transporter activity.
AACCUUUUUUUUUUGUUUUUGCAAUGUAUUUAUAUACGUGUUCAUGUUUUAUUAUCGCUUCAAAGUAUUCCAAACCACAGAACAAAAAAGCGAGUCUCUGUGGAAAGGAAGAACAAUUUUUUGAAUUUUCACACAAACAAAAAGCGUUUCUUGAUCUUUCCGAAGAACAGAGAAUGAUAGGGCGAGAGGAAAUGGGAUCUGGGUUUCUGAAAGAUCCUUUGAUCUCCAAGCAACAUGCAAGGACAUCAUCGUACGACCAAGACGAAGAACGGCAGGAUAAGAUUACCAAGAAUCAGACAGCAGAUAAAGAUUAUCUUUCUUCUUCCUUCAGUUCCGGUGUCCUUCUCAGCACUUCCGUCGCUGUUUGUGGAUCCCUCUGCUACGGCUGCGCCAUGUCAUAUUCGUCGCCUGCUCAGUCCAAAAUCAUGGAAGAAUUGGGACUCUCCGUCGCAGACUAUUCGGUUUUCGCUUCCAUAAUGACGUUCGGAGGGAUGAUAACCGCCGCACUGAGCGGCAAAAUUGCAGCUCUCAUUGGUCGAAGACAUACAAUGUGGCUCUCCAACAUUCUGUGCACAACCGGUUGGCUUGGCGUGGCUUUCGCAGAGUGUGCUCUGUUGCUGUAUAUGGGGCGACUCUUCCUUGGCCUCGGGGUCGGUCUCGUUAGUUAUGUGGUUCCUGUAUACAUCGCUGAAAUAACGCCCAAAAACAUCCGAGGAGGGUUCACGUUUUCAAAUCAGCUUCUACAAAGUUUUGGAAUUUCAAUCAUGUUCUUCGUCGGAAACUUCAUUCACUGGAGAACUUUGGCUAUUCUAAGUGCAAUCCCGUGUGCUGUCCAAGCGAUCGGUUUAUUCUUUAUUCCCGAGUCUCCGAGAUGGCUGGCAAUGUACGGUCGAGAUCGAGAGCUGGAAUCUACUCUUCAAAGACUCCGAGGAAAGAACGCCGAUGUUCUUGAAGAGGCCGCUGAUAUCAGAGAAGCUGUGGAGAUCUCCAAGAGAGAGUCCCGAGCCGGAAUCAGAGACUUAUUCCAGAUGAAAUACGCCUAUUCGUUAACCAUUGGACUGGGGCUAAUGCUUUUGCAACAAUUGUGUGGGAGUUCGGCUAUAAGUUCUUAUGCUGCCCAUAUUUUCGACAAAGCAGGUUUUCCAAGCGAUGUCGGGACCACGAUCAUUGCUGCUAUAAUGGUACCCAAAUCUUUAGUAGUUCUCCUCACCGUGGACCGGUGGGGACGUCGGCCGCUUCUUCUGGCGUCUUCCAUAGGUUUAUGCAUAUGCUCGUUCUUAAUCGGCUUAUCCAUCCAUCUCCAGAGAUACGGUGAAUUUGAGAAGCUUUGCUCGGUUGUGUUAAUCGUCGGUAUAAUGGGUUACGUCGCGGCGUUUGCAAUUGGUCUAGGAGGUUUACCGUGGGUCAUAAUGUCCGAGAUAUUUCCGGCGAACGUGAAAGUCACCGCCGGGAGCUUAGUCACUGUGGCGAAUUGGUUCUUCAGUUGGAUCAUCAUUUAUACGUUCAAUUUCAUGAUGCAAUGGAGUGGUUCAGGAACUUAUUUUAUAUUCUCCGGAGUUUCGUUUGCGACGAUAGUAUUCGUGUGGACAUUGGUGCCCGAGACCAAAUGUCGAACACUCGAAGAGAUUCAGGCGUCGUUGGUACGAUAGGGAUGAAGCCUAAAUUUAACUGUACAUUUUGCUUGUCUUUAUUUCAUAUAUAUGCAUAUAUACGCUCAUAUAUAUAUAUAUAUGCAUGAGUUUCGAUUUUGUGUAAGUCUGUAGAGCUUGUUAUGUAUAUUCCAUUGAACUAAAAAAAAUGUAUCUAUAUGGUUGGAAUAUAGGUUCCCAAAAAAUGCAAGCAUGAUUUAUAUUAGAAGAA